Hippocampus zosterae (dwarf seahorse) is the source of this 635-nucleotide messenger RNA. RefSeq names its product troponin T2d, cardiac (gene tnnt2d). The transcript is spliced from 9 exons. Gene Ontology annotation, molecular function: tropomyosin binding; troponin I binding; troponin C binding. Gene Ontology annotation, cellular component: troponin complex. Lineage: Eukaryota; Metazoa; Chordata; Actinopteri; Syngnathiformes; Syngnathidae. Gene Ontology annotation, biological process: sarcomere organization; cardiac muscle contraction; regulation of muscle contraction. The coding region runs from base 36 to 635 and encodes 199 amino acids. The record is from RefSeq and is a predicted model, not a curated record.
AGGAAGAAGAUGACUCAAAGCCAAAACCAAAAUUCAUGUCAAACAUUGUUGCCCCAAAGAUCCCAGAUGGCGAGAAAGUGGAUUUUGAUGACAUCCACAGGAAGCGUCAAGAGAAAGAUCUGUCCGAGCUGCAGUCGCUCAUCGAUGCUCACUUCAUCCAGAGGAAGAAGGAGGAAGAGGAGCUCGUCGCCCUCGUCAACAGAAUUGAAAAGCGUCGUGCCGAGAGAGCGGAGCAGCAAAGGAUCCGAACUGAGAUGGAGAAAGAGAGGCAGGCCAGGCUUGCCGAGGAGAAGGAGCGAAGAGAGCAGGAGGAGCAGCGCAAGAAGCAUGACGAAGACGCCAAGAAGAAGAAGGUCCUCUCCAGCAUGACUCAGCAGUACGGCGCCGGACAGAAGAGUGAAAAGAAAGGCAAAAAGCAGACAGAGAGAGAGAAAAAGAAGAAGAUUCUGGCAGAUCGCAGGAAGCCGCUCAACAUCGACCACUUAAGUGAUGACAAGCUCAAGGAGAAGGCUAACGAGCUGUGGCAGUGGCUGAUGCAACUGGAGACGGAGAAGUACGAUCUCAACGACAAGUUCAAAAGGCAGAAGUGUGACAUCAACCUCCUCCUUGUCCGUGUGCAGGAUCACCAGAGGUAA